AUGCGUAGCUACACUAGCACCGGAUCUUUAAUCCAAAAUCUUUCUGGCUGUCUUGGUUCCGUCCUUGAUCUCGCAAUUACCCAUGACAAUAGCUUCGUAAUAGCAGCAAGCAGUUCAAACAGGGAUGUCAAAUCCGGACGAAUCUGGCAUUCUCUCACAGGUCACAAGGAUAAAGUUUGUGCUGUAGAUGUGAGCAAAGUAUCGAGUCGUCAUGUUGUGAGUGCUGCUUAUGAUCGGACGAUAAAAAUGUGGGAUUUGCAGAAAGGUUACUGCACCAACACUAUAGUUUUUCACAGCAACUGCAAUGCUCUUUGCUUCAGCACAGUUGGACUGACCAUAUGCUCGGGUCACGUCGAUGGGAAUCUCCGUUUGAGGGAUAUUCAGACCGGAAAAUUAGUUAGUGAAGUUGCGGCACAUUCUCUUCCCAUUACAUCUAUCUCUCUGUCUCGAAACAGAAAUGUUGUAUUGACAAGUGGCAGAGAUAGUUUGCAUAAUUUAUUCGAUAUACGAUCUUUGGAGUUUGUGGUACACUCAGAGCAACCGGAAGCAGGGUGGCAUCUAAUUGGAGUCGCUCGUGUAUUAGUCUGGAUGACAAUUAUAUUGCUGCCGGCUCUGCCGAUGGAUCCAUCUACAUUUGGUUGUUAUCAAAAGCCGACAUUGUAA
This is a messenger RNA of Hibiscus syriacus, 663 nucleotides long. Its product is annotated as autophagy-related protein 16-like. Gene Ontology annotation, biological process: autophagosome assembly. Gene Ontology annotation, molecular function: protein binding. Bases 1 to 663 code for a protein of 220 amino acids. The transcript has a single exon. NCBI's taxonomy places the organism in Eukaryota, Viridiplantae, Streptophyta, Magnoliopsida, Malvales, Malvaceae. Gene Ontology annotation, cellular component: autophagosome membrane. The record is from RefSeq and is a predicted model, not a curated record.